AUGCUCUUCUGGCUGUCCGUGUUCGCCCUGUCAGCAUUACUGGUAAUGUUGACGUUUCGUUACCGUGCCACUCUCAUCCCUUAUGUCCCUAACCGGGUCAAGUCCAUGUUCCCCGGACUUGGCCAUUAUACACCGUUGCGUACUUUCGCUGAGCAAGCUGACGCGGGGAUCACUUCCUCGUCGUUUGACAUCGAGGCGAACAUACGAGAGGGGGACUCAAGGGCUGGACUAGAUGAGCGUGGUACUCAGGAGGUGUUGGAGAUCAUGCGCACUGAGAGGGUCAACUUCGACCAGGCGAGGCUGAUUCGGCAGAAUCGGGUUCUCGCUGCCAACGGUGUUGACCCCUCUGGAAUGCCGCUGGAUGCCAAGGCCGUAACACGGCUAUGA
Laetiporus sulphureus 93-53 is the source of this 387-nucleotide messenger RNA. RefSeq lists its product as uncharacterized. NCBI's taxonomy places the organism in Eukaryota, Fungi, Basidiomycota, Agaricomycetes, Polyporales, Laetiporaceae. The record is from RefSeq and is a predicted model, not a curated record. The coding region runs from base 1 to 387 and encodes 128 amino acids. The transcript has 4 exons.